AUGGGCCCCUGUACCGCCUCCUCAUGCUGCUGCCAGGCCCGUAAUCUGCCAUGGGCCCCCGUACCGCCUCCUCAUGCUGCUGCCAGGCCCGUAAUCUGCCAUGGGCCCCUGUACCGCCUCCUAAUGCUGCUGCCAGGUCCAGAGUGUGUCAUGGGUCCCUGUACGGCCUCCCAUUGCUGCUGUCUCCAUCGCCACACUCUGCCAUGUGCCACUUUCAGGUCUCCUCACACUGCUGGUGGGGUUCCAUUUUUGUCAUAGGGUGCUGUAUGGCCUCCCAUUGCUGCUGCCUCCACCGCCACACUGUGGCUCCACACUCUGGUUUUGGCCCCGUGACUGCCCAAAUGAGUGAAGUGUGCGGUGAUUCUAAGAUCGACGGCACUCAUCUGCAUGUCAUACUGACUGACAGUAUUAUUUCUCUUCCCCAGCAGACUCCAAGGGCAUUUAAAUUAAAGGUACAGUGUUCUGCACUAAUAUUA
This is a messenger RNA of Staurois parvus, 476 nucleotides long. The record is from the annotation of a GenBank genome assembly. NCBI's taxonomy places the organism in Eukaryota, Metazoa, Chordata, Amphibia, Anura, Ranidae.